Messenger RNA from Dunckerocampus dactyliophorus (ringed pipefish), 2426 nucleotides. It is a transcript of the gene dhrs12, whose product is annotated as dehydrogenase/reductase (SDR family) member 12. NCBI's taxonomy places the organism in Eukaryota, Metazoa, Chordata, Actinopteri, Syngnathiformes, Syngnathidae. The coding region runs from base 108 to 1076 and encodes 322 amino acids. The transcript has 11 exons. The record is from RefSeq and is a predicted model, not a curated record.
CAAACGGCCGCCAUAUUGCCACUCUCAAGAAACACUUCUCGACAAGCUUUUGCAUUCGUGGUGAACUUCUUUUAUUCAUUCGGAUUGGACACAAAUUUCGCCUGAAGAUGCCUGCAUGUGCAGCUAUUAACUGUACAAAUCUCCAGUUCAAAGGCUGUGGACGAACAUUUCACCUGAGCGGCUAUGAGGCGGCAGCCAAGAAUUUUGUUGCGGCCGACCUGGAAGUGAACCUGAGUGGGCGCUCCUUCAUGAUCACGGGCGCCAACAGCGGCCUGGGAAAAGCCACGGCGCAGGAAAUUGCCAACAGAGGGGGGACGGUGCACAUGGUGUGUCGCAACAAGGGGCGGGCAGACGCCGCCAAGGAGGAAAUUGUGGAGUGCAGUAAAAACCAGAAUGUUCAUGUCCAUGUGGUGGACAUGUCCUGCGCCAGACAAGUGUGGGAGUUUGCACAGAAUUUUGUCCAGAGUAACGUCCUCAAUGUGUUGAUCAACAAUGCAGGUUGUAUGGUCAACCAGCGAGAGCUAACGGAGGAAGGUUUAGAGAAGAACUUUGCCACCAAUACACUCGGCACGUACAUCUUGACCACAGCUCUUCUACCUGCGCUGCAGAAGGCUGAGGACCCCCGAGUGGUGACUGUUUCGUCAGGCGGCAUGCUCACGCAGAAGCUCAACGUAGACGACCUCCAGUGUGAGAAGGGGACGUUUGACGGCACCAUGGCCUACGCACAGAACAAAAGGCAGCAGGUGGUUCUGACCGAGAGGUGGGCGGCUCAGUACAAAGAUGUCCACUUCUCCUCCAUGCACCCGGGCUGGGCCGACACACCAGCCGUGCAGUCUUCCAUGCCGUCCUUUCACGCCAAGAUGCAGAGCAAACUUCGCACUGAGGCCAUGGGCGCUGACACCAUAGUGUGGCUCGCCGUGGCCGCCGCCGCCGCCAGGCAGCCCAGCGGACUCUUCUUUCAAGAUCGGCGUGCGGUGGCGACGCACCUCCCGCUGGCCUUCUCCAGGACGUCGUCUCAGGAGGAAGAGAGACUGUUGGCGGCGCUCAGUGAUUUGGCGCUCAAGUUCAAACCUUGAGCCUUUUCCCACAGAUGGCGUCUGAUGGUUAUUGCGUUCCAGUCGGCACCAGUGAGGACCUUCAUGUGGGUGGAAGACCGCCCUGUGUCUUGAUGGACAACCAAUCGGAUCCUCCGGCUCAGCGCAGGUGUGAUGUUUUUGGGUCUACCACUUGACUUUUUUGUUCCAUGAGCUCAGGAUCCUUCAAAAAUGUAGAAUGACUGAUUUCCUGCUCCCAACCUCAGCAGCCAUGGCACGCUGCGAGAGGCCUUGCUUAUGCAGCUCCACAAUCCCACCACGUUGGAAAAGAGAAAGCUUCUUAGCUUCAGCAUCAGGAGGGCAUGACAGUGGGGACAUUUGGAGCACAUUUGGCCUUUUAUAGCCUGUGGUCUUAAACUUUUGAUCAGCUGAUAAACAGCCUAUUUCAGUUGAAUUGUUGUUUUCAAUAAAUGACUUUUUCAAAGUGCUUGUUGUCUCACCCCCCCUUCUUGUUUUUGCAUAUUGUAGCUCUACUUCAAACCUCAUUAAGAUCCAAAUGAGCAAAAUGAUCAUUCUAGCCAUUUUUCACUGAUCUUAAGAUUUUGAUCAGGAGAGUACAAACAAUCUUUAAUCCCUGAAGACCAGAUUAACAUUAGUGCAAGUGGGAGUGUCCAAAAUGUAUCAGCACAUGCAGAUAAUGGAAGGAUGUGGGGGCCACUUUGCUACAUUUUCUACAUUAAAGAUGCUAAAGCAGUCCAAAGUAGGUCAAAUUUAAAGCUCAGGAUUUCCAAAGUGUGGUCAUUUUUGGAAAAACUGCAAGACAUUUUGCAAAGCUGGAUCCUAAAGUGAUAGUUUGGAUUUUUUGACAUGAAGUUGCAUGACACCCCCAUCAGCACUGCAGUCCAAUAACAGCCACUUAUUCCCACUUGGUCUCCUAAGUCCACUUCUGGUCUGAUUUCUGUGAUGAAGAACGUAGUUCCACUUAGUUGCUGGGGACAAGUAAGUACAGAGUUUGGCUUCUCAAAACAAGAUGCCUUCAAAAGAUUAAUACAUUUAAUCAUAAAAAUGCCUUCUCAAAAAAACUGGGCUUAGGAGACCAAGUGGAGGGUAAGUCACUGUUAAUGGACUACACUGCUGAAAAUGGAAAAAGAAGAAAUGAGAGUGAGACCAAAAAAUGUUGGAGUAAUGGUCCUGAUGGCUGCACGGCACAGCGGAGGCAGCGCCAUCAUGAUCUUAUCAAUGGAGCUACAGGUCAUGCAGGGGUGUCAAACGGCAGCUGCCGAUUUGGAGAUGUUGCAGGGGGCAUCCCCCAUGUUGCAGGGGGCAUCCCCCAUGUUGCAGGGGGCAUGCCUCAUGACCGAAGGCCCUCGUCUGUGUGGUGAUGACUGGCUU